CGUCAUAAUACAUGUCGUAUCUAUGCGUAGAUUACAGCAACACUACCACGCACAUCUGUUUUAACACACAUUGAAAGUUUGCAAGAAAAUGGGAUGUAACAACUCAAAGGUCGAUGAAAAUAUACAAGAAAGAUCAAAUUCGUUCUGUGCGAGAAAACGAAAUCAGGUCGCGCCCGCCAAGGACUCUAUUGGAGAGAAGACCGUGCCAUCACUGGAUGCUGAUAACACAGUACGUAAAACAAAGCAGACGGUUUUAAUGCAGCUAAAGACAGAGGGAAUUGCCCCCAGGAAAGGCAAUGGGGGCGUGGCUUUCAUUGUGGAAAUCAAUGGCGCCAAGUCCGAAUCCUCAACCUGCCCAGUUCUCCCUGGCGUUCCAGAAAGCACACACACCCAGUUCGCCAAAUACCCCCAGGAGGCGUGCCAAUCCGUAAACUUCCACCCUCCACGACGGCUCCCUCCAAUUAACAGAUUAGCUAUUGACGCAAAGCAGGAGCGGGCCAGAAAAAACAGGGAGAGGAAAGUAGCAGAAAGGAAGUCCAAGUGGGCGAAAAGUUAUGCCCGAGUGCAUGCAACCAUGCAGAAGUCGCCAAAUUGA
Messenger RNA from Pecten maximus, 595 nucleotides. RefSeq lists its product as uncharacterized. The transcript has 2 exons. The coding region runs from base 89 to 595 and encodes 168 amino acids. NCBI's taxonomy places the organism in Eukaryota, Metazoa, Mollusca, Bivalvia, Pectinida, Pectinidae. The record is from RefSeq and is a predicted model, not a curated record.